AUGAAAGCAAACACCGGCCUGCUAUAUGGCAAGAACCUUUUACCAAUGAUCUAUAACUGCAAAAUCGGAACUUUUCAACACAACCAAGUCCAAGUACGACUUCCCAGAUUGAAGGGAGACACAAGAGCGUUAUACCCUCAAGUCGUAGCUACUGUCGAUGUUGCGAGAGUUGUCGAACCUUUCGUUUCCAUUAUCCAUCACACUUGCAACGGUAACGCAUACGUAACGUUCAACGGCAACGAGCUGCAAUUGCGGGCGGCUCGAGAUAUCGCGGCUUGGGAGGAAAUAACCCGGAGCUGGAUAGCUGGAUGGACUGCUGGACCUCGCCAGCCCAUGAUUAACCGUCUGCUUGGUCGCAACUGUAGCUGCAGUCUCUGUAGCAGCACCCAAACGCUGCCCCAAAGAUUAGCGGGCCGAGCUAGCAGUCUUGAGGAAGUUGGUCCCGACAAGCUUCCUGGUAAGCUAAGCGAGGUACAACGCACCAUAUCAGAUAUCGAGAAGGAUGGAUUCGGACACAGCCUGUCAGUGCGAUUCUUGCACAAAUUGGCAAUGAUCGCCUUCCUCAUGAAUGGGAACGAAGCAGAAGCAUUCAAGCAUUGUAUUAAGAUUUACUAUGUCGUUGAACCCAAGAUUCCGCCACCAGAGUAUAUUUCUCCUCAAGAUCGCCUAAGUACUCUCUAUCGACUCUGCUGCUUCGCUGCUCCCAUGGAGAUCGACGAUCCUGAGGUGGGUACCGUCGAAGUUCCCCCAAAGAUGAUGGCUUUGAUGACAGGUUCGUGGGCCCAUCUGAGAUAUAAGCUUGUGAAAGAGAUAGAGAAGUGCUUUGGCGCUGAUUCUGCUGUUGCUAUGGUCGAGAAGUCGGACUUUGAGGAUAAGACGGCGCUUAUUGACGACACUAAUAGAAUACAUGGAGAGGGUGGUUUCCGGUAUGUACCUCUGGCUGAAAGCCAAAUGGCGAGGGAGAAAUUUGUCGAGCAGAUGAACGAACUCUUGGUUUGGGCUGGGGUGGGAAAGUUGAGUGCCGAUGAGCUGCUUGCUGGGAGCUGA
Molecule: messenger RNA, 1047 nt
Organism: Mollisia scopiformis
Lineage: Eukaryota; Fungi; Ascomycota; Leotiomycetes; Helotiales; Mollisiaceae
Exons: 2
Coding region: 1-1047 (348 amino acids)
Source: RefSeq, a predicted model, not a curated record